Cyclocybe aegerita is the source of this 2331-nucleotide messenger RNA. The record is from the annotation of a GenBank genome assembly. Lineage: Eukaryota; Fungi; Basidiomycota; Agaricomycetes; Agaricales; Hemipholiotaceae.
AUGCUCGCCUGCGCACUUUUCUCGUUUUUACUUCUUGUUGGGGUUCAAGCCCAACCUUCUCCAGAGCUCCAAAAGCGCAUUUCUGCCGCUAUCGCAGCGGCAGCGAAUGAAUCCAAUCCAGAUUAUACCGCCUUCGUCAAUCCUUUCAUUGGAACAGAUGACUUCGGCAAUCCCUGGAGCCUCGAUCCCAUUCGGGAUGACAAAGUUUUCACUGACAUGACUGGAUAUGCACCUGCUGGCUAUGUGGCCAACCCAACGCAAUUUGUCCGUGGCUUGAGUCCGUUGCAUGACAGUGGCACUGGAUCAUCCUUGGGAACCUACGGCAAUUUUGAGAUCAUGCCCUCUCUUUGUCCGAAUGGAUUCAACGCUUGCAAUACUACGUUGGCUGCCCGUCAAAGGCUUCGCAAGAAUAACACAGAUGACGCAUCCCCUGGUUACUUCGCACUCACUCUAGACAACGAAAUCAAGAUGGAAGCGACUGCAACCCGUCGCGCAGGGCUCGAAAGGUUUACAUUUCCAGAAGGCUCCAAACUGUAUUUCGUUCUGGAUCUGGCGAACGACCUGCCAGCAUCGUUCGCGGGCGGGCAGUUAACAAUCAACCCUGACGUUGGACGAAUCACUAUCGGUGGACGCUAUGGCUCGAGUUUUGGGCCUGGAAGAUUCAAUUAUCAGGCCUUCGCGUGCUACGAUCUCCUCGAUGGCGGACGACAGAAGCUCGACGAAUACGGUGUGUGGACUGGAGACCUGGUCGGCCUGGACGCCAAAGGACUUGGCCAAACCCGCCUCAACCUCUCUCUCAACCUCAUCGGUGGCAUAUAUCAAUCCGGAGCACUCUUUUCCUAUGACAACAAUCCGACGACUGUUAACAUCCGAGUGGGCGUGUCAUUUGUCUCGGAGGAACGGGCCUGUGAAAAUGCCGAGACGGAAAUUGGUUCAGCAACUUUCGAGGAGAUCCGUGAACGGGCAAGGCUUCUGUGGCUGGAGAAACUCUCAAAGGUGGAGAUCGACGUCGCCAACACGUCACCGAAUGUUACAGAGAUGCUCUAUUCCUCUCUGUAUCGUGCUUCAUUGACCCCGAACAACGCAACUCUGGAAGCCCAAGGCCUAUUCGCAGAUACGACAUCCUUCUAUUUCGACUCUCUGUAUUGCAGUUGGGACACAUUCCGGACCUUCUUCCCACUUCUAUCCCUACACUCUCCUGUUGAAUUCGCUCAAAUCGUAGAAACGGAUGGACUCAAGGAGGCCAGUUCGGCGUAUAUAUUCCGCAUGUCCAUAGACGCUCAACUUUUUUUAGGCUCCAGCGCAGACAACAUAGUUUCUCAUUUCACUGUCUACUAUCAUAAUGAAGCUCAGCAAUUAGGCAUCGACUUGAAUGAGCUAUAUGCUGCUCUAGUCACAGAUGCAGAGGUCAACCCUCCCGAAUGGAAUAUCCAAGGUCGCCAGGUCAACGUCUACAAGCAAUAUGGAUAUGUGCCAUUCGCAGUCCUUGACGUGUCCAGCACGGGCAGACAGACUCGAGAAGGCAGCAGGACGCUUGAGUAUGCUUUCGAAGACUUCGGAAUUAGACAAGUAGCCCAGCUCCUGGGGAAUCAAGACGAUGUUGAAAAGUAUACUAAUCGUUCACUGUUCUACCGCAAUGUCUGGGACCCAUCCACUGAGAGUGAUGGGUUCAAAGGAUUCUUCCAAAAACGCUACUCGAAUGGCACAUUCGCUUUCCAAAAUCCUAUCAAUUGCUCUCCCAAUGACAGGAAUCAGUCUCGCCCAUGCUCUUUACAAGGCACGAACGUCAAUGGUUUUUACGAAUCGUCUUCUUGGGAAUACAGCUGGUACGCUCCGCACGACACUGCUCACCUUAUUGAACUCGUGGGUGGAAACGAAACGUUUGUAAAACGGCUUGACCAUUUCUUUGAUGCUGGUUACUACCUCGCUGGGAAUGAGCCCUCUUUCCAAAUCUCCAAGACCCCAGUAGGAUACCACUAUGCCGACCGCCCCGCUCAAUCUGUGGACCGUGUGCGAGAGGUUGUUUUCGACAACUUUGACAUCACUGCCGCUGGGCUUCCGGGGAAUGAUGAUCAGGCAGCAAUGGCUUCUCUCCUCGCAUUCCACCUGUUAGGGCUUUACCCAGUCCCGUCCACAACACACCUACUCAUCCUCUCGCCCUUCAUCCCCAAGUACACCAUCCACAACUCGUUCUUGAACAUUAGCACUACCGUCACGGUCGUUAACUUCGACCCCAAGUCCGUUCAAAAGAAGAAUCCCUCCAGGAGUGUCCGCGUAUGUGCAGAAUGUGACCAUCAACGGAGUGCCCUCUGCUUCGCGCUGCCAUUUUGA